AUGCAUUAAUCAACUAUGAUAGAAUUAGAAAAACAACUUAAUUGCAGUUAAAAUCAUAAUUAACCAAUACACAUGGUUGUAUUUGAUGAUAAAUUAAAGGGAUAAGAACGUCUUUUGUGCACUAUUUGUAUGGAAACUUUUGAAUCAGAAUCCAAAACUAUUGGAUUUAAAAAAGUAAUGUAAAUGAUUGAAGAAAAAUAAAAGAAUAAAGUCGAUAAUAUUUAAAGUUUGAUUCAAGGUGAUUUAGAUUUAGUUAAAUAGUUUUAGAAUAAACUGCAUCAAAUAAAACAAAACCUCAUAAAAUAAUUAGAUGAAUUGAUAUCAAAUUCUAAAGAUUGGAUCAAAAGUCUUAAUGAAAUUGUCACUAAUAAUUCCAAAUAUAGUUUCUAUGAUGAAUUAGAAUUAUUAAUAAAUAAUCCUAUUUAAAAUACAUUCAAUUAAAAACAAAUAAUAGACUUAAUUAAAGUACUUAAUAAUUCAUUUUGUACUAAAAUUAAUUUGAAAUUAUGUAAUCUUAAGAACUUAGAGUUAUAUUCAUAAUGUGAAAAAUACUUAGAAAAUUUGAAUUUAUACCAUGACAUUAAACUGAUCGAUAAUACAAUUUAGUAAACACAUGUAUGUUAUGCAAUCUCUUUUAAUUCAUCUGGAUCACUUAUGAUAUCUGCUUUUAAUUAAGACAUAAAGGUAUGGAAUUUUGUUUCAGGAAGAUUAUAAGAAAUUACUACACUUAUAGGACACUCUAAUGGUAUUACUAGUCUAUGUUUUAGUUAGAAGUGCAAUAAUUUCGUAUCAGCUAGCUAUGAUAAUUCAAUUAAAUGUUGGAAAUAAAUCAAUGAAAAAGUAUGGCAGAGUUCUUAAUCUUAUUAAAAACAUACUAAUUGCAUAAACUGUUUAAUUUUAAAUCAAUCUGAGAACUUACUUGUUUCUGGUGGACGUGAUCAUUCAAUUAAAAUUUGGUAAAUUGAUUUUAUUCAGAAUGAAUUAACUUAUCUUUACUCAUUAGAUAAACAUAUAAAAUCUGUUUAUAGUUUGUGUUUUAAUUAAUCUGAAAAUACUUUGGUAUCUUGUGGGAAAGAUAAGUAAAUAAUAAUAUGGAAAAAAGAUAUCUUACAGAAAUGGUAAUUUGAGUAUGUAGUUACAUAAACAGUUUAAGAAUUUGGUUGUAGAUUGUAUUUUAUUAAUGAUGAUUAAUUUAUUUGGGUACCAGGAGAUUAAGUAAGCAAGGAUUGUAUCAGCAUUUUUGAAUUUUAAGAUGGAAAAUAUCAAGAAAAUUUGAUGAAAGAAGUUGAAUUGAUUAAGAAUGAUAAAAAUUGUGAUUAUCGUUUAUGUCCUAUCUUUUAUAAUAGUAAAAAUAAUUUAAUGAUUGUGAAGCACAAAAAUCAUGUUUAUUUGAUAAAAAUAUCUAAAGAAGGUAAAUUAAAUAUAAUUAAAUGGAUAAAAUAUGAAUCAAAUUUUAUACAAGGAGCAUUAAGUAAUGAUGGAAGAUAUCUAGUAACUUGGAAUAAGUCUGAAAAUAAAUAUGAUACUUAUGAAAUAUUGAUUAAUUGA
Messenger RNA from Paramecium sonneborni, 1548 nucleotides. The record is from the annotation of a GenBank genome assembly. NCBI's taxonomy places the organism in Eukaryota, Ciliophora, Oligohymenophorea, Peniculida, Parameciidae.